GAAGCGUUUGUUUACAAAAUGGUGCAAGGACGUCUGCCGUGUCAUUUGAACCCGUAAAUAUCCCCGGGAAGGCCAUUUAACUGUGUUUUUGGGUCUAAAAUAACACAAAAUUGCACUUGAACUACGUUGCGGUUCCUGGAUCCUAAGCGCUCACUCCACAAACACAGUUGCGAGCAGCACAUGACUACACUGUUUAUGAGGUGACGACAGCUAGAACAAAAGAAACCUGAACUACUCACUCCACAUCUGCGUAGAUACUCGAGGUCAAGUGAGCAUUAUGGCCAUUCCUCCACUCUUUCCAAGUCUGAUGCCAAGGAUUGCUGAUCCAGCCUGGUUUCAAGUUGAUAAACCUGUUGAUGUUGCUCAAGAAUUAAAGGAGCAAGAGCAAGUGUACCAAGCGCAGUUGCAAGGAAUAAUGCAAAAGGGCAGUGAAAUAAUCCCCAUUGGAAAGAGUGCUACCGAACAGUACAGCGAAGAUGAGGAGGAUGACAAUGAUGAUGACUACGAUGAUGAUGAUAAUGAUGAUGAUGAUGAAGAGGAUGAUGACUCAGAGAUGAAUGAUGACUACUCUGACCCAAUGUUGCACUGA
Molecule: messenger RNA, 589 nt
Organism: Macrobrachium nipponense
Lineage: Eukaryota; Metazoa; Arthropoda; Malacostraca; Decapoda; Palaemonidae
Product: anaphase-promoting complex subunit 15-like
Exons: 4
Coding region: 278-589 (103 amino acids)
Biological process (GO): regulation of mitotic cell cycle spindle assembly checkpoint
Cellular component (GO): anaphase-promoting complex
Source: RefSeq, a predicted model, not a curated record